AUGGAGUUCAUCUUGGAGAUUGCUCAUAGGGACCAUGUCACUAUCACCAUCCUUAGUGUCUAUGACACGAUUAAAAAUGUGAUCUACACAACUCCACCCACAAGAGUAUCCCUUCACAUGCACCCUUUACCUUAUGCUGCCUCUCUGCAGUGGCGGAUCUUCUUGGGAGCUGAGGGAGGGCGUGACCCCCCAAAGUUUUAUAACUCUCAUGUCAUGGGCUAUG
Messenger RNA from Sphenostylis stenocarpa, 223 nucleotides. NCBI's taxonomy places the organism in Eukaryota, Viridiplantae, Streptophyta, Magnoliopsida, Fabales, Fabaceae. The record is from the annotation of a GenBank genome assembly.